GGGGAACGACGACGCUGCCAUGGCAGCUCUCUAGACGGAUCGCAAACCUUCCGAGGACAAGAUGGAGCUGUCGCAGCUUAUACGGAGUUGCUCAGAGUCGGAAGGCGUCUAGUCAGAGCUAUGCUCGAGGGCCGUCGGAGGUUUGUUAAUUAGGAACCUUCCCAGCUUUCCUGGUUUGGUCAUUGAGCUGACGGAUAUUCCCCUUACUGUGCGAGGCAGCCGCCGUUAUUUGAGCAGACAGUCGGCGAUUACUUUGCGGAUACUGUGAAGAAAUAUGGAGAGAGGACUGCGUUAGUUUUGGCGCUAUCUGUUCUGUUCUGUCGUUUGGGGGAAGACUGACGUUAUUGGGACCGGACAGGGUUAUUUCGAGGCACCAGGGCCAGAGAGUGACAUAUAAAGAAUUGGAUCAGAGAAGCAAUUCGCUAGCUCGUGGAUUGGCGUCUACCGGCGUCAAAAAGGGAGACAGAGUGGCCGUGUCUUUGGGAAACGGACUGGAAUAUGCCAUUGUGAGGAUACGUUUGAAGCCAUACUGGAGAGACUGCUGAGCUGACCAUGGAUUUCACAGGCGACAUAUGCUCUGUUCAAACUGGGAGCAGUCCUGGUCCCUCUUAAUCCAUCGUUCAAUUUCAACCAGGUGACAUCUGCCCUCAGCCAUCUGGAGGCUUCCCACUUGAUCAUAAGUACGGAAGUCAACCUACCUCGAAAAGACCCUCGGUCGAACAUUCCCUUACUGCAGGAGCUUGUUCCCGAUCUUCAGUCCGUCAAACUCCAGUCUACUGUCAGCUCCCUCAAACAGAUCAUCCUAGUCCAGAACGAUGCCGGUCGAAUUGAUACCUCUGCAUUAAAGUGCAUCACACCGUAUACUUCGAUAUACUCUGAGCUCCUGCAGGACAUGAAGGCUUUGCCCGACCAGGGACUCUCUCCAACUGAUGUUGUGAAUAUCCAAUUCACCUCCGGGACAACAUCAAUGCCCAAGGCAGCAUGCCUGAGCCACCGAUCGAUAUUAAACAAUGGGGUGCAAAUUGGGGAUAGAAUGCUGCUCACGCCCAAGGAUAUCGUAUGCUGUCCUCCGCCGCUCUUCCACUGCUUCGGAUGUAUCCUCGGAUACAUGGCAACAGCCACUCAUGGAUCGGCCAUAGUAUUCCCAACCGAAUCCUUCAACGCAGUAGCAACGUUGAAAGCUGUGCAGGAAGAGAAGUGCACGGCACUCUAUGGCGUACCGACCAUGUUCAUAGAGGAGCUCGACCUCCUUGCAGACGGUGUCGUACCCUAUGAGGGAUUCCAGUACCUGCGCACUGGCAUUGCAGCCGGCAGCAGCGUGCCAUCUGAACUGAUGAAGAAGCUACACAAAACGCUCAACCUGACUGAGCUGACAAUAUGCUACGGUAUGACGGAGACAAGCCCCGUCUCGACCAUGACUGCAACGGACGACCCGAUUGAGAAGCGGCUGAACACUGUGGGCAAGUUACUUCCACAUGUCGAAGCCAAAGUGGUCAACCCACUAGAUUACGAUCAAAUACUCCCUCUAGGCGAGAGGGGUGAGCUGGCUGUCAGCGGAUAUCAUGUCAUGAAGGAAUAUUGGGGCGCACCCGAGAAGACUGCCGCUGUGAUGGUGCCAGACUCUGAAGGGAAGAUAUGGAUGCAUGUGAGUAUAGCUUUUUUUUUUUUUCGUUUUGCUUCUUCCUCUUCUUGUUUACGGCUUCUAAUCUAUUCGUCCACAAGACCGGUGACGAAGCUUCAAUGUCUGCCGACGGAUACAUCACCAUCACCGGGCGUAUCAAGGACCUGAUCAUCCGUGGGGGCGAGAAUAUUCACCCUCUUGAGGUCGAAAACUGCCUUCUCGCUCACCCCAGCGUGUCCAACGUAUCUGUGCUAGGGGUCCCCGACGAGCGCUACGGGGAAGCCGUUGCCGCGUUUGUGGUAACACAUGCUGAAGGGGAGGGCAAGGUGACGUCUGCAGAGAUCAAGAGCUGGGUUCGCGGCAAACUGAGCCAUCAUCUAGGUAAGUGAGUUGAGAGUCGAGAGCUGUUGCCCAUCCCAUCUGCACCACCAUUCCCAUCCCAUCCCGGACAACUUCCUUGAUCCCUUCACCGAGGCCGAAAGCCAGGGCAAAAAAGCAAGUCGUCCCAACUCGACGGGAUGGUCGCCGUGUCCGCGCACUACCCUGCGAUCAUCCCGCCAAGGCCACCCUGGCAAGGCUUGAUUUUGCUUAUUUGAGGUUAUUCGAUGGUGAUAUCUGUUUGUUUUUUCUCCUUUUGGCUCUUCGCUUCAAGAUUUCUGGCCUCGCGAUAAGCUGGGUUGGUAUCUUGCUGCAUUGCCAGCACAUGGGCAGAGUCGUUGUUUCAUAACACUCGCACAGCAUAUACCCAGCAUGGAGCUGCGGAUGGCUGAUCCUAUACCCGCGAUUGAUUGAUCCUCUAAGAUGGAAAAUUGGUGAUGACCAAUUGUCGCUAGCGCGAGCAGGAGACUCCGCUUAACAGCGUCCAAUUGUCUCGCUGUCAUUCAAUCUAUCGCAAAAUUACCCAUCGUCCCAUUAUAUACUUCCACGCAUACGGAGUGUAUAUAAGUAAUAUUCCACACCACCAGGUUGCGACGAUGGCCGUGCAACCUGUCUUCCAAGGUCUCCAUGUGAUCCAUGUGGAGUCCACGAGAGUGGCAGUGGCUGGCAACUAGCGCAAGCUUCCCAUGUCUGCAAGACUAGGACUGUUUCUGUCAAGCGUCCUCUCUCGCUGCAUGUCCGGUCGCCUGAAUGCUUGUCACGGCACAGGGGGGCCUGCUGCUGCAUCUUUUGUGUCUCCUGCCCCCCUCUUUCCCCCUUUUUUUUGAGUUGCAUUCGUUCGCCCUCGCUCGCCAUCACCGUCCAUUCGGCUGUCGAUCCGGCGCUACGAAUCCGUGCCAUUAAUGGAGCUGAAGCUCUCAUCUCAACGCUCAAGCCCUCUUUUCCAAUUAUUUUACCUUUAUCCCAUCGCCGGUUUAUAUAUACACAGACUCAAAUCCUUCAAAGCCCAGUUCCCCGGAGAAUUUUCCCAAGGAUAUUUCUCUUUUCUCCCUAAGCUUCGUUUCUUUUUCCUUCGUUGCCUUACUCCAUUCUCCUACUCGCCUUUCUCCUCUCCCAUCUCCCGCUUGCAUUUUAUUCUGGACUGCUUUUUCGGUCACCGGCGCUAACGACGAUCACUUCCUGCUUGACAGUGCCUAAAUAUAUCUUCUACAUCGAUGCCUCGGACUUCCCAAAGACCGCUAGUGGCAAGAUACAGAAAUUCAAGCUUCGUGAACGUGCAAUUGAGCUGAUCAAUGAAGACCAGCACCAGGAAAUGGCAGCGGUAUCGGCCAGCGGCACGGCAGCACAAACUGAGCGAACUUGAAACAAGCUCAAGCGGCAGAAAGUGAGUUGGUUGCUUUUCCCGGGUAUUUUGGAUAUCGAAACGUGGAAUCGAAUGAACCCGUCACUGGGUAUGACCGCGGCUUGUUUUUGGAGCAGGAUGAGAGAAUUAAACCACCACUAUCCCGCAUGCUCGCUCCCCCCCUAUCUAUCUGAUUCAUCUCCCGCUUUCGCGUCCGCAUCCGCAUCCGCUGCUCUGACCUGACCUCCUGCCUCGUCACCCCCUCCAUCGCCUCCCACCCCUGCGAUAUAUAUUGUUUAUGUUUCUCCAUAUGUCGUCAUCAAAAUGGAGGCAUCCUCACAUCAGUACUUAAGUACGGGUGCACUAUUGAGUAUUUAAAUGGGGCACCAUACUUCGGUACCCAUAACCAGUUUUACCUGACAAGUGUAAAGUACAGGAAUAACUAGUGCGUAUGUAAAAAUCUGGGAAAACCCCUCUCGUAUCUUCUCCAGGUUACGCUGAGGCGGAAGAGAUAGGGAUAUAAGUAGCCUCGUAUCCUUUCUAUGAUUGCAAUUUUGGAUUAAAGAAUAGAAAUUGGGUUAACUAGUUGCUCCAGAGUUAUUCGAAGCGAGGUGCAUUCGAACCGAAACUGACGUCGCU
Trichophyton rubrum CBS 118892 is the source of this 3980-nucleotide messenger RNA. RefSeq lists its product as uncharacterized. The transcript is spliced from 2 exons. Gene Ontology annotation, molecular function: medium-chain fatty acid-CoA ligase activity. The record is from RefSeq and is a predicted model, not a curated record. NCBI's taxonomy places the organism in Eukaryota, Fungi, Ascomycota, Eurotiomycetes, Onygenales, Arthrodermataceae. Gene Ontology annotation, biological process: fatty acid metabolic process. The coding region runs from base 893 to 1789 and encodes 298 amino acids.